AGAUUCGGUCACUUCUAUCUAGUCCAGGUCAAGCAGCUCCGCAGUUCAAUCCGUAAGCUUUCACUUCGAUUUUGGGGGAGAGGUCGAGUUAAUUUUGUGUAAUUCGUGAAUCAAUUAGGGUUUUAGAGAUGGGUAAGGACGCCAAAGCCGGAGGAAAAGGAAAGGGGAAAGCCGCAGCCGGCGGCGGCGACGAGGGCGGCGCCUCAAAGGGGAAAGGAAAGUCCGGCAAGGGCGGAGCUUCCGACGGACUCGGCACCUGCACGUACGUCAAGGCUAGGCACAUACUCUGUGAGAAGCAGGGCAAGAUCAACGAAGCCUACAAGAAGCUGCAGGACGGCUGGCUCGGCAACGGCGAUAAGGUCCCUCCGGCGGAGUUCGCUAAGCUGGCGGCUGAGUACUCCGAGUGUCCCUCCGGGAAGAAAGGCGGGGAUCUCGGGUGGUUCCCUAGGGGGAAGAUGGCCGGACCUUUUCAAGAGGUGGCCUUCAGCACCCCCAUUGGGGCUACCAGUGCUGCUUUCAAGUCCACGCAUGGUUACCACAUUAUCUUGUGUGAAGGCAGAAAGAAUUAGCAACACCGUGAUUUCUGAUGGAGCAAGGCUGAAACUUUGGCUAUAAAAAUGAUAUAUGUACUAGUUAGAUAUUUCCUAAUGGCGAAU
Messenger RNA from Argentina anserina (silverweed cinquefoil), 656 nucleotides. RefSeq lists its product as uncharacterized. NCBI's taxonomy places the organism in Eukaryota, Viridiplantae, Streptophyta, Magnoliopsida, Rosales, Rosaceae. The coding region runs from base 129 to 569 and encodes 146 amino acids. The transcript is spliced from 2 exons. The record is from RefSeq and is a predicted model, not a curated record. Gene Ontology annotation, cellular component: nucleus. Gene Ontology annotation, biological process: rRNA processing. Gene Ontology annotation, molecular function: DNA binding; peptidyl-prolyl cis-trans isomerase activity.